Molecule: messenger RNA, 2139 nt
Organism: Anoplophora glabripennis (Asian longhorned beetle)
Lineage: Eukaryota; Metazoa; Arthropoda; Insecta; Coleoptera; Cerambycidae
Product: UDP-glucuronosyltransferase
Exons: 4
Coding region: 282-1856 (524 amino acids)
Molecular function (GO): UDP-glycosyltransferase activity
Source: RefSeq, a predicted model, not a curated record
AUCUACUAUCAAAUGAGAUAAUUGACGUCAAUAUUUAACAAAAAAAGUUGUUAGACAAAAAAUGGUGACGUCAUACAUUAAAACAACAUUUAAAUUUCGUAUCUGAUGAAGAUAAGGCAAUUUUAUUUAACCAUUACAUAUUAUCUUUUCUAUAAGUACCUACAUAACAGGGUUUAUCCAAAUUUAUCAUUUGACUAGACGUAAACCUUAGGUGGGAAUAUUGGUCUUUAGUAACAGAUAGCUUAUCCAAGAACGUGCACAACAGUUCAUACGUGAGUAAAAUGAAGUGUUGCACGUUUUUAAUCAUCGCAGUGGCGCUUCUCGGCAGUGCAGAAUGUUCAAAAAUAUUGUUGGUGUUCCCUUUUGCGGCGCCCAGCCAUUACAUCCUGGGUAGUACUCUUGCCAAGGGCUUAGCUGAAAAUGGUCACAACAUCACCAUGGUCAGCGCAUUCGGGGAGAGAACCCCUCCGCAAAAUUUAACAUACAGAGAUAUCGUUCUAACUGGCUUUUUGGAGGAACGGAAAAAACGAAAUAUGAACCUGUUCAAAUUAGAAGAUCUGGACCCUUACAGCUACACGACAUUUCUAUUAUCAAUGUGUCUAGAGAAUACUCGGAAAACAUUUGAACAUCCCAACUUUCAAGCACUGAUAAAUUCCGACGAAGAAUUCGACGCCGUUAUCGUUGAAGUGUUCUUUAACGAGGCUUUGUAUGGACUGGCGUCCCAUUUCAAUGCACCUUUGAUAUUGUUUAGCUCCACUGGACCUAGCUUGUAUAUCGAUAUGGCUAUAGGCAACCCAUCACCACCGUCUUACAUCCCCGAAAUCAUAUUGAAGUACUCAAGUGACAUGACGUUCUGGCAACGUGUAAUGAAUUGGUCGUUUAAAGUUAUAGCACAAUUAUAUUAUUAUUACAUUAACCUUCCUGCACACAAUAGAAUCAUGAAGCAGCAUUUACCUCACAUACCGGAUCUAAGCGUAAUAAACUACAAUGCUUCCAUAAUUUUACUAAAUUCCCACGAAAGUUUCAGCCAACCCAUCCCCCACGUGCCUAACAUGAUAGAUAUUGGAGGUUUUCACGUUACUCCUGUAGACCAUCUGCCGUGGGAUGUGAAAAAUUUCAUGGACGGCGCAAAGGACGGAGUUGUAUAUUUCAGUAUGGGGUCGGCAAUAAAACCUACAGAUAUGCCAGAAGAUAAAAGGGACGCCAUCGUGAAAGCUCUGGGAAAAAUUAAGCAGAGGGUUCUGUGGAAAUGGAACGAAGAUAAUAUAAUAGGAAAGCCAGAUAAUGUCAAAUUGUUUAAGUGGCUACCACAGCAGGACAUUUUAGCUCACCCCAACACCAAACUGUUUAUUACCCAUGGCGGAUUGCUCAGUACAAUUGAAACUCUACACCACGGAGUACCAAUCCUUUCAUUCCCCAUAUUUGGAGACCAAAAGGCAAACUCAGCUCGGGCUGAAAUGGAUGGAUAUGGAAUCACCAUUCCAUUUCCUGAAAUAACUGAAAAGAAACUGACUGCAGCCUUGAAGGAACUACUGAAUAAGAAGAAAUACCGAAAAAACGCCAAAAGGCGUUCGAAGUUGAUGCGUGAUCGGCCAGUACAGUCUUUGGACUUGGCUAGAUAUUGGGUAGAGUAUGUGAUAAGGCACGGGGGAACGCCUCACCUGAGGGUGGCUGGUGUGGAUUUACCCUGGUACAAAUAUCUGCUGCUGGACGUCAUAUUGUUUGUGGUAUUAGCCAGCGUAGGCUCAAUAACCACGAUAUACGUUGUUAUGAGGAGACUAUGUCGUAGACAGGUGGCGAAGAAACAGACGGAGAAGAAACAGACAGAGAAGAAAAAGAAAGUUAAGAAAAAUUGAUGACAGUAUCUAUUACAUUUUAUUGUAAAUUAAUUUGGACUUUUGAAUCAACUUUUCAAUAUUCGUUCAGAAGUUUUAUAAAAUUUAUUUAUGUAUAAUUAAUACAAAAUAAUCAACAUUAUGAAUUUGUAAAAUUUUGGCCCGGCAGGUAAUGCAUUUUGAGAAUGAUAGUCAAAUAAUCGACACUUCUAAUCACAAUGCCUAAAUAAUGUUUAUACAAAAAAAUAGUAUUGAGUACAUCCAGAUUUUCAAAUUCAAGAUAUGUGGUCAUUUUGAACCAAAA